CAGUUUCAGAUUAUCCUACCGCUUUGAUAGCAAGGACAAGGAAAUCAGUCUAUGCAUCUCGCAAGAGUUAGAUAGUAGAUUGAUUACAAAACUCGGCGUUUCAACUAGUCUCGCGACCGCUGUCCACUCGAUUAAUCUUAACUUUUUUUAUGUGCUUAGUGUCUCCCGAAAAUGGUUUACACGAUUUCAGACAAAGUGGAUAAGGCAGAGAAAACCACUGACCCAGGUCAGCAGGUCAUGGAUGCCAAAUUCCACCGCGUCAAAACUAAAGACACCGAUGACGACGAAUUCGCCCCGAGCGAAAUCUACAGGAUAUGGAAGAAUGUCCUUGUGAUCGGCUUCGCUUUUAUGAUCCACUUCACGGCCUUCUGGGGCACCUCCAACUUGCAGAGUUCCGUCAACGCGGACGACGCUUUGGGAACAUUCACUUUGGCUGCCAUCUACGCAUCUCUAAUUUUAUCCAACAUCUUCCUCCCGACUAUCGUAAUCAGAUGGUUCGGCUGCAAAUGGACUGUAGCUCUGUCCUUCAUCACAUACAUGCCCUUUAUCAUAGCCCAGUUUUAUCCCAAAUUCUACACGAUGAUUCCCGCCGGUUUGGCCGUGGGCUUCGGAGGAGGACCUUUAUGGUGUGCUAAGUGCACUUAUCUGACAGUUAUUGCGGAGGCUUAUGGACGAAUUACGGGAACUUCAACCGAUAUUGCCGUGACACGAUUCUUCGGCGUGUUUUUCAUGUUUUAUCAGUUCUCUCAAGUUUGGGGGAAUCUCAUCAGCUCAGCCGUCCUCUCGUCUGGUGGAAUCCCCGAGCCAACCGCACUUUUAACCAACACGACGGUUUCCAACCUAACAUCGUUGUUAUCCGAGACCGUGGCUACGUCCCUACAGAGCGAAGGACCGAAUGAUAUAUGUGGCGCCAACUUCUGUCCUGGAACAGAGGCCCAAACAGCCAACCCUAAUCUGCACCCUCCAGAAACGUCAAAAAUUAAUCUGAUCACAGGGAUAUAUCUAGCCUGCAUGGUCGCUGCCUGCUUGGUUGUGGCCAUCUUCGUGGACCCCAUGCAGAGAUAUGGGAAGGGACGAAAAGGCAGCGGAAGCGGCCUCUCUGGACUCAGGCUCCUUGCAGUCACUAUGAAACAACUUGCCAAUCCCUAUCAAAUAUUAAUACUUCCAAUUACGAUGUUCAUCGGAGCUGAACAGGCCUUCAUCGCAGCUGACUUCAAUGCCGCCUACGUUUCCUGCGGUUGGGGCAUCAGCAACAUCGGCUUCGUGAUGAUCUGUUUUGGAGUUUGCAACGGAAUCGCCGCCAUCUUCAUCGGAAACUUAAUCAAAAUAACCGGAAGGAGUCCCGUCAUAUGUUUCGCCUUAUCACUACACGUGGCGCUCAUUGUGACUCUUCUCGUCUGGCAGCCGGCUUCCUCCAAUAAACUAGUUUUCUUUGUUAUCGCCGCUUUGUGGGGAAUCUGCGAUGCAGUGUGGCUGGUGCAGAUCAAUUCUUUGAGCGGCAUUCUUUUCCCCGGCCAAGAAGAAGCUUCUUACAGCAAUUUCCGGUUGUGGGAAUCAACCGGAUCUGUCAUAACUUACGCCUAUAGCCCAUACUUAUGCACCGACGUGAAGCUUUAUUUACUGCUUGGACUUCUGCUGAUAGGAGCUUCCGGAUAUACGGCUGUCGAAUAUCAGCAGUAUAAACACAAACACGUGGAUGAGGAAAAAGCAAAAGGCAAAUUCGAGCUUGUCCACAACAACACGAAGUCCGACGAAGUGGCUGAAUGAUCUGUGAUGAAACCCAAGUAUUAUAUUUAAAGAGAGUUAAUAACCUGCGAUCAACAAGAACGACGUCAAGUGGAAAUCAGAUGUUCGACUGUUUGGUUUGACGUACAACGCCGAUUAUCAAUUCGUAAUUGAACAAAACAGUCGAAUGUCGACAUCCCACUUCCCGCCCUUUUGUUAAUCGCACGUUCUUCACUUAACGUAAUUACGUACAAUUGUAAGGAUUCUAUGAAUCUGAAUCUUAUUGUCUAACUGUUACUGAUGUUAGUAAUAAAGUGUUUUAUUUUCGAAUAAACUAAACAAUGCUUUAUUAUAUCAAUGUCGAGUACAAAUACUCUAUGGCCUACGGUACAAAUGUAUGUACUCUUCAAAUCAACAGUACAAAUCAAUACAAAUUUAAAAAAUACAUAUUAUUUCUACUGAUUUUACCAUUAAAAUGUAUUAGUGAGUCGCAAUAUAGUCUAUUGUUUAGAUUUUCUCAA
This is a messenger RNA of Zophobas morio, 2246 nucleotides long. Its product is annotated as UNC93-like protein. The record is from RefSeq and is a predicted model, not a curated record. Gene Ontology annotation, cellular component: plasma membrane; striated muscle dense body. The coding region runs from base 172 to 1767 and encodes 531 amino acids. Gene Ontology annotation, biological process: regulation of muscle contraction; regulation of potassium ion transport. The transcript has 7 exons. Lineage: Eukaryota; Metazoa; Arthropoda; Insecta; Coleoptera; Tenebrionidae. Gene Ontology annotation, molecular function: potassium channel regulator activity.